This is a messenger RNA of Olea europaea var. sylvestris, 2268 nucleotides long. Its product is annotated as nuclear pore complex protein NUP62-like. The record is from RefSeq and is a predicted model, not a curated record. NCBI's taxonomy places the organism in Eukaryota, Viridiplantae, Streptophyta, Magnoliopsida, Lamiales, Oleaceae. The coding region runs from base 260 to 2065 and encodes 601 amino acids. The transcript has 2 exons.
AUGCAAUUUCACUUGGACAUUGUAAUGACGUUAAGCCCUUGCUUUCACCUUAAGGAGAAAAAUGGUAAUCACCCAACGUAAACCACAACUCGUUCCAUGGAUCAAAAAGUAACUGACUAAAGUAGACAGAGCCUCUCGCUUUCCGGUCCUCCCUUCCAGCUGGAGUCCUGCUUCUCAGUUACUCGGAUCCUCUUCCGGUGAAGUUUCCAUUUCUAGCCUUUUAGUCUCCUCUUCUUCUGGCUCGGGUCCUUCUCCAAGUAUGUUCGGAUUCUCACCACAACAAUCGUCGUCCCCCGCCUUUGCUUCAUCCCCCGCCUUUGGUGGGGGCUUUGCUUCAUCUUCUUUUGGUGCCGCCUCCUCGUCGCCUGUUGCUUCAUCUUUUUUUGGUGCCUCCUCUUCGUCGUCUGUUGCUUCAUCCCCCGGCUUUGGUGGGGGCUUUGAUUUAUCUUCUUUUGUUGCCGCCUCCUCGUCGCCUGUUGCUUCAUCUCUUUUUGGUGCCUCCUCUUCGUCGUCUGUUGCUUCAUCCCCCGGCUUUGGUGGGGGCUUUGCUUUAUCUUCUUUUGGUGCCGCCUCUACGUCGUCUGUUGCUUCAUCUCCUUUUGGUGCCUCCUCCUCGUCGUCUGUUGCUUCAUCUCCUUUUGGUGCCUCCUCCUCACUGUCUGUUGCCUCCUCUUCUGGUUUUGCCUUCUUACCGUCUGAGUCUCCAGCUCCUAUCUCUCGGAGUUCAUUCUCGUUCGUGUCAACCCCCUCCCCCUUUGCUACUACAUGCACCGACACUUUGUUUGGGUCUUCAGCUUCCGUCUCUUCAAGCCCCUUCGGGUCGACCUACUCCACUCUCGAGGCCUCUGCUCCUCCAUCUCUUUUUCGUACCUGCCGACGUUUCGAAUCUACAGCUCCCAUCUAUUCAAGCUCGUUCGAGUCAUCCUCCUCCGCUUCUGCUCCUUCAUUUUCUUUCCCACUGUCUGGGUCUACGGCUCCAGCCAAUUCAAGCUUAUUUGGGUCAGGUUCGACUCCCGUAUCCAUUUCAUUAGUAUCAUCUUCAUCUGCUCCUAGUGCCGCUGCCACUACUGGAUUAUUUGACUCCGGUUCGUGCCGGACCUCUUCUAACAGCGCCACCACCAUUACUGGAACUAUCAGUUCUUUAUCUCCAUCCUUCAAAAUGAGCAUUCCUGUGACCUCAUCAGCAUCAGAAACACAAUCAAAAGCUGCUCCGUCUUCUACUCGUGAGAUUGGUAGCGAGGAUGACCAGGUGAGUGAAAGUGUUGAAAAGGUGCCAAUAGAUCAAAUGGCAAAGAUAGGUGAAGACCAGGAUGAAAAACAAGGCACUAUGGUUGGUGGGCAGGAUUGUGCUAACUCGUCUAUGGAUCCCACCACUAGCACUAUUGAGGAGACAACCAUUCCAGCCAAAGUGCAUCUUGCUACUGCAGAGCAAAUGGCUACUGAAGCAAAUAAACCAUCGGUCAAGGAAGUUGAUGACGAGCCUCCUGAGAAUUCAUCUACUGAAUCCGAAGUUUUCGAUGGAGAUAAAAUUGGUCAUUCAGCAUCUGGGAGUCUCGCAUCUCGUGAAUCCUCUCCAUGUGCAGACUCCGAGGACUUAGCUCUAGCUUUGCAGAAUUCUUCUCCGGCUCAGUAUGCUCCUAUCUUUAACCAAAUAUUAUGCAGAUAUGGUGACAUCAGUAACGAGAGCAAACUCAAGAGUAUCGAGGCUAAGGCAGCUUUCUUCCAGCUGUUGGCUAAAGUUGUUGAACGGUUGAGCAACCAUACUGUCAAGAGCCUUGAUUCUGGUGAAUUGCAACGCAUGCAGGAGUGGAUAGAUGAUGCAGAAGCUGUUGGGUUUAAGGUAAAAUGGUUGCAACAGAGGUUUAAAAAUAUAGUUACAGUUUCUAGAUACCAAGAACGUCUGAUGCAGUUAAAUGAGAUAGGUGAACAGAUCAGUGCUGCAAAGAUAUCACUGAGAGCGAUGAAGCUUCGACAAAUUAAUUUAAAGGAGGAAGUUGAUACCAUAAAGGUUGAACUUGAUGGCGAUAACUUUGAUGAAUCUAAUCUAUGUGAAGGGCUCUUCUGAAGUAUCGGCUAGGAAAUGGAAUUAGUAAUGCUGUACUUUUUAGCUUCGUAUCUAGUCCCGCCUACCUCUCUGUCCCUCUUCUUCUCAUAUUCCUGCACAGUCGUAAUCAGUGAAAAGUACAAACUUCUAAAUGUUAAAUAUCAUAUGUAGAUAUACGUUCUGUGAUAUCAUUUCCACCUAAUUCUUCACUAUGCUUACUAUUA